AUGGAUGCUCCAUUCGGGCAGUCCCCCGAGAUACAAGAAACAGUGGAGUCCGAACCUUUGAUGGAUACCCCCAAACUGCUUAAACGUGGUCGACCUAGAAUCGACCGUAGUGCCGAGACUGCCGGAGAGCGACGCAAAGAACAAAUCCGACUAGCUCAAAGAGCAUACCGAUUCCGCAAGGAGUUGAGAAUCGCAGUGUUGGACCAGAAGGUGGCAGAGCUUGAGCAGACAAUUACCGCCAUUCGUGAUCUCUAUCUGAGUAUGCACAAUGCUGUCUUCGACUCGGGCGUUGCGCUCUCCCAUCCAUUCCUGUCACAGUCGUUGCAGAAGAGCCUGUCACUACUGCUCUCCCUCACGCAGUCUGUGCCAAUCACAACUAGCUUUAAUUCGAGCCCCUGCGUCAGCUGUGAGAUAGACGGUCAGUGGGACGAAGGAGGAGUUCUCGAGUUUACACCCCAACUGCCAACUCCUCCGUUAUCUACGCAGCAGACUCCUCCUCAGUCUUCUUUAGCGGACGGGACGCUGUCCCAGUUUGACAGUCUACUUCACAGCGCGGCAACCAGUCCGGAGGACACGGCCGGUUUACCGCAGUCGUCCGUAGCUAACCCGCAUUGGACGUGGGAUGAUUAUUUUUGGCAGAGAUCGGAGGCUCCCAUUAAUGACAGAUGA
Molecule: messenger RNA, 669 nt
Organism: Aspergillus clavatus NRRL 1
Lineage: Eukaryota; Fungi; Ascomycota; Eurotiomycetes; Eurotiales; Aspergillaceae
Product: bZIP transcription factor
Exons: 2
Coding region: 1-669 (222 amino acids)
Biological process (GO): regulation of DNA-templated transcription
Molecular function (GO): DNA-binding transcription factor activity
Source: RefSeq, a predicted model, not a curated record